UUUUGAUUUCUUAUAAUUAAUGAAAGUACAUGUUGCCAAUUUUGACAGUCCUUAACAUGAGUCACCACAACCUGUCUGAAGAAAGAGAUGAGCUACAGAAAAUGUAUUCAACUCUCCAAGCAAGUUACAAAAAUCUGCGUGAAGAAAAAGACAAGCUGAGCCAACAGUACAGCCACUUACAAACCACGAAUGUAAACAAUUAUAAAGAAAAUAAGGAGCUUGUUGCCGAACUGCAAACUUUAAAUACCAUUUUAGACAAUGACUGGUUAUACUUCAAAGGAAGCUUCUAUCACUAUUGCGACAAAGAGCGUUCUUGGGAGGACAGUAGAUCUUUCUGUCAGGAACAAGGUGCAGAUCUCAUUUCCAUCAACAAUGAAGAGGAGCAGAAUUUUCUUAGAGUAUAUGGAGGGCGCAGAUGGAUCGGACUGAGUGAUCGUGAGACUGAAGGAGUUUGGGAAUGGGUGGAUGGAUCUUCACUCACGUUAAGUUCUUGGAUGCCAGGGGAACCAAAUGAUGCAAAUGAUGCUGAAGACUGCGGUGAAAUCUUAAUAUUUGUUAAUGAAAGUAAAUUAAAUGACAUACCCUGUAAUAAAAGACAGAGUUGUUUAUGUGAAAUGAAACGCCCUUAAACAAUCAAUUUUUUGAAUUUUUUUGUGCAAUUUGCUGUAAGGCCUGCAUAUACCCAAUGCUUUUGAUUUAAAUAACUUUCAUUUGUCAGCUUUCAAGAUUGUUCAUUAUUCAUAGCCAAAAGAUAAGAAGAAGAUAAGAUAAU
Messenger RNA from Boleophthalmus pectinirostris (great blue-spotted mudskipper), 772 nucleotides. RefSeq names its product C-type lectin domain family 4 member M-like. The record is from RefSeq and is a predicted model, not a curated record. Lineage: Eukaryota; Metazoa; Chordata; Actinopteri; Gobiiformes; Gobiidae. The transcript is spliced from 6 exons. The coding region runs from base 30 to 629 and encodes 199 amino acids.